AGACAGACAGACACAGACAGACAGACAGACAGGCGGACGGACAGCCAGAUGACAUCAGUGCGCGACCCGUAUCUGUCUGUCUGUCGGCGGUUGAAGCGCAACAGGGGCGUGUCUCUGUGUCUCCACUGUCCGCAGAAUAUGAAAUGUAGCCAGCGAUGAGUGUUGUCAUGGCCUGACAUGUCUUGCCGAGGUUUUGUGGGGUGACACUGUCGUCAGCUUCGUCUUCGUCGACCUGGCCCUGUACACAGGCAGCAAACACAGAGGAGUGGAGUGUAACGUUGGCUCCCUGCUCCGCAAUUGCUGUACUGAAUCGCGGCCGAGCACCCCGCGUUCAACCUGUACACGCACACACGCCACACAAGUGAUGGAUGCGUUGUGAAAACAAACACAGACGGAAGGCAAAGACAAACACGGCGUGAAGCAUUAACGUCUAGUCUCACUUUCGGAGCCCAUCGAUUCUCAGACCCGAUUCUGAACCCGAUUCUGAAGUCGAAAAAUGCGACGUGUGUUAUCAUCUUUCGUCUUCGUGUGGGCCCUCUUUCUGGUUCUACUUCUCGGCGCAGAUGGUGUCUCACGCAUCUGAUACACAGAGAGCGGCGCGGUACCUGAUCAUUGCUUACCUCGGCCGCUUCCUGACGCCUCCAAGUUGGCCAUCCAAGCCUUCUCUUGAACUCGUUGCUCUCAAACCAUCUCCCACGCUGCAUCCAAGUACACGGCUGAUGGAUAGGUAGAUGAUGCACGACUUUGAAUGGUGUCUACGAUUUAGCUGUCGAAAAGAUGUGCGUGUCUCUCUGUCUUCACUUGCAUCAGGAUAUAAAAUGUAGCCAGCGAUGGAGAGAAAGUGCCGAUUGUCUCGCUUGUAUGGCCUGACCCCUCCCCUAGCGCCAUCGACAUGGCUUCGACACAGCACACACACACACACACGAUGAACAAAGUCUCCCUCUUCUCCUGCCCCUCUCUGCGUGGCUCUGCGCGUACUCAUGGGGGAAUGGUGGGCGUCGAGCAGCGCCACGGGUAUCGCCAGGAGCCUCAGCACAGACACACCGCCCUCCGGUGGCGGUGCACGGGUGUGUGUUGGGUUGGUACCGUUGUUGGUUCCUCCCCAUCUCGCUGGUAGCCACUGCCUGCAGAUGCCCGUGGCCGUCUUGCUCAGAUGCUAUGGUCCUCUUCAACUUGUGUGUGGUCAGCCACACACACACACACACAUACACACACACACACAGAGAGAGAGAGAGAGAGAGACACAUAUACGAGGAAACUCGGGUGUGUACCGAUGUAGUCGGCCAGGCUGCCCAGGAGCAGGACGACCAGCCUGUUGAACUCGUGAUCAUGGGAUGACGCGGCGAUUUGGUGGUGUUGAGAGUGCGCUUGACGGGUGCUGCACACAUUACAUGAGUCAGGCAGGCAGCACAAUCACCACAACACAUACAUCGUCAGGCGUGUAUGUCUGUAUGUAUGUGUUGUGUGCACGCCAUGCUCACCGUCGACACACUCCGGUAGCUGCCUGACGACCGGGCUGAGCUCGAUGGCCUUGGCGUGAGGUCCGAGAGUGGCGUCAGUGAUGAUGUCCGCCGCCUUCUUGAACAGGACCGCCCGCACCUGCAUCGGCGAAGUCUUUAACUCCUCACUCUCGUCAGAAUAUAAAAUGUAACCAGCGAUGAGCAUCGGAUCCUGACGAGCCGGCCUUGAUACAUAGCGAAAGUUCAUGGCCUUGAUACAUAGUUGUGCGUGUACCGUGAGGGCGAGAGCUUGCUGCGCGCUCACAGAACUGAGCCGCUGCAUGAAGGAGAGGAAAGAAAGUGAGACAGAAGGAAAUGUCUCAGACAAGGUCUCAGAGCGAUAUUACCUCGCUGCUUUCCGACAGAAGGCUGGCCAAUUCACCGAAAUCCGCACGGACAGAAGCCUCAAACCGCCGAACGUGGGACAUCUCCUCUCGAACCUCCUGCAUACACACAUAGACACACACACAUAGACACACACACACAUACACACAUCCAUCUGCAGGCACUGAGGGCACUUGUGUGGGUUAAUACUGUUACGAUCAGUCACACGAUCAAUGAGCUUCGCCUUGAUCCAUUCACCACUGCGCCGCCUUGCCAGAUAUGUGUGCCUCUUCACCGACAUAUGCCAGGUGUGUCGUAGUUGAUGCGAAAGUUCACUGGCGUCUGGCUCUCGGCCAAACGCAUCUCCUGCACACAAAUACACACACACACCCAUCUGCAGGCACUGAGGGCACCUGUGAGGGUUGGUACCGUCCUUGUGGUGUCGACUUGCCCACGCAGGGCACCGAACAGCUGGAGAGGGUCGGCCGUCUCAUCACGCAUCUCCUGCACACACACAUACACACAUACACAUACACACACACACACACACAUCUGCAGGCACUGAGGGCACUUGUGUGGGUUGGUACCGUUGUGAUGGAGUCGAGCUGGCCACGGACUGGGCCGACCAGCUGGCGAAUCUCUGCCAUGUACUUAUACUCGACCUGACCUAUCGCUGACCGACAAAGGGCAGCAUACAGUCUGUAUUUAUUGUCUCGUCUGUCAAUUGGUCUGUCUGUCUGGCUGCUCGAUGCUUACAGACGGGGAGGUCGACCAUCGGUGGCGCGGCGAUGAGCAU
This is a messenger RNA of Vitrella brassicaformis, 2619 nucleotides long. The record is from the annotation of a GenBank genome assembly. Lineage: Eukaryota; Vitrellaceae.